Dipodomys ordii (Ord's kangaroo rat) is the source of this 8998-nucleotide messenger RNA. It is a transcript of the gene Mast4, whose product is annotated as microtubule associated serine/threonine kinase family member 4. Lineage: Eukaryota; Metazoa; Chordata; Mammalia; Rodentia; Heteromyidae. Gene Ontology annotation, biological process: intracellular signal transduction; peptidyl-serine phosphorylation. Bases 179 to 7195 code for a protein of 2338 amino acids. The transcript has 25 exons. The record is from RefSeq and is a predicted model, not a curated record. Gene Ontology annotation, molecular function: ATP binding; protein binding; magnesium ion binding.
UCUCAGACAUGCUGCAAGUUGUUCUUGAGAUCAGAGUUCACAUCACGUUUUUCUUUGGAGGGAGCGAGUAGAUAAUUGGGAUUAUUAUUAUUUUUUCUUCUUCUUCUAUUUCUUUGAUCCUUCUUCUUCGUCUUGGUCUCAUGGCCUUGAACCCGCAGUGAAUUGAAGAGAGAAAGAAAUGGAUAUGUCUGACCCCAAUUUUUGGACUGUGCUCUCAAACUUUACGUUGCCUCACUUGAGGAGUGGAAACAGGCUUCGGCGAACACAAAGUUGCCGAACAAGUAACCGGAAAAGCUUGAUAGGCAAUGGCCAGUCACCAGCAUUGCCUCGACCACACUCACCUCUCUCUGCUCAUGCAGGAAAUAGCCCUCAAGAUAGCCCAAGAAAUUUCUCCCCCAGUGCCUCAGCCCAUUUUUCAUUUGCACGGAGGACUGAUGGACGCCGCUGGUCGUUGGCUUCUCUACCCUCCUCUGGUUAUGGGACAAACACACCCAGCUCUACUGUCUCUUCAUCCUGUUCUUCUCAGGAGAAGUUGCAUCAGUUACCAUACCAACCAACACCAGAUGAAUUACACUUCUUGUCAAAACAUUUUUGUACCACAGAAAGCAUUGCCACUGAGAACAGAUGCAGAAACACGCCGAUGCGCCCCCGUUCCCGAAGUCUCAGCCCUGGACGUUCCCCUGCCUGCUGUGACCAUGAAAUAAUUAUGAUGAACCAUGUCUACAAAGAAAGGUUCCCAAAGGCUACUGCUCAAAUGGAAGAGCGUCUGAAGGAAAUUAUCACUAGCUACUCCCCUGACAACGUUCUUCCCUUAGCAGAUGGAGUGCUUAGCUUCACUCACCAUCAGAUUAUUGAACUGGCUCGAGAUUGUUUGGAUAAAUCUCACCAGGGUCUUAUCACCUCACGGUACUUCCUUGAAUUGCAGCACAAAUUAGACAAGUUGCUACAGGAGGCCCACGAUCGCUCUGAAAGCGGAGAAUUGGCAUUUAUUAAACAGCUAGUCCGAAAGAUCCUAAUUGUUAUUGCCCGCCCUGCUCGUUUAUUGGAGUGCCUGGAAUUUGAUCCUGAAGAAUUUUACUAUCUAUUGGAAGCAGCAGAAGGCCAUGCAAAAGAAGGUCAGGGCAUCAAAACUGACAUUCCCAGGUACAUCAUCAGCCAGCUGGGGCUCAAUAAGGACCCUUUGGAAGAAAUGGCUCAGUUGGGAAACUAUGAUAGUGGCACAGCAGAAACACCAGAGACGGAUGAAUCAGUGAGUAGUUCCAAUACUUCCCUGAAACUGCGAAGGAAACCUCGAGAAAGUGAUUUUGAAACAAUUAAAUUGAUUAGCAAUGGAGCCUAUGGGGCAGUCUACUUUGUCCGGCAUAAGGAAUCUCGGCAGAGAUUUGCCAUGAAGAAGAUUAAUAAACAGAACCUCAUCCUUCGAAACCAGAUCCAGCAGGCCUUUGUGGAACGAGACAUCCUGACUUUUGCAGAAAACCCCUUUGUGGUCAGCAUGUAUUGCUCCUUUGAAACAAGGCGCCAUUUGUGCAUGGUCAUGGAAUAUGUAGAAGGGGGAGACUGUGCUACUUUAAUGAAAAACAUGGGUCCUCUUCCAGUUGAUAUGGCCAGGAUGUACUUUGCUGAGACAGUCUUGGCCUUGGAAUAUCUGCAUAACUAUGGAAUUGUACACAGGGAUUUGAAACCGGACAACUUGUUGGUUACCUCCAUGGGGCACAUCAAGCUGACAGAUUUUGGCUUAUCUAAGGUGGGACUGAUGAGCAUGACUACCAAUCUUUAUGAGGGUCAUAUUGAGAAGGAUGCGCGAGAGUUCCUGGAUAAACAGGUUUGUGGCACACCUGAAUAUAUUGCUCCAGAAGUGAUCCUGAGACAAGGCUAUGGGAAGCCAGUAGACUGGUGGGCCAUGGGAAUUAUCCUCUAUGAAUUUCUAGUUGGAUGCGUACCAUUCUUUGGGGACACCCCCGAAGAGCUAUUUGGACAAGUCAUCAGUGAUGAAAUCAAUUGGCCUGAAAAGGAUGAGGCCCCCCCACCGGAUGCCCAGGAUCUGAUUACUUUGCUGCUCAGGCAGAAUCCCCUGGAGAGGCUGGGAACAGGUGGAGCUUAUGAAGUCAAGCAGCAUCGCUUCUUCCGCUCUUUAGACUGGAACAGUUUGCUGAGACAGAAGGCAGAAUUCAUUCCCCAACUGGAAUCCGAGGAUGACACGAGUUAUUUUGAUACUCGAUCAGAGAAAUACCAUCACAUGGAAACAGAGGAAGAAGAUGACACAAAUGAUGAAGAUUUCACCGUGGAAAUACGGCAGUUCUCCUCCUGUUCACACAGGUUCUCAAAAGUUUUCAGCAGUAUAGAUCGAAUAACUCAGAAUUCAGGAGAAGAAAAAGACGACUCUGGGGACAAAGCCAAAAGCACACCUUUGCCAUCCACGGAAACAUUAAGCUGGAGUUCGGAGUAUUCUGAAGUGCAACAGUUAUCAACCUCCAACUCUUCAGAUACUGAUAGUAGCAGACAUAAACUCAGCUCCGGCCUACUUCCCAAACUGGCUAUUUCAACAGAGGGAGAGCAAGAUCAAGCCACCCCCUGCCUUGGAGACCCCUGUGAGGAGCCUGAAAAGCCAGUUCUUCCUCCUGAAGAAUGUGCCCAAGAGGAGGCUGAGGUCACCACCCCAGCCAGCACUAUCAGCAGCUCCACCCUGUCAGAUAUGUUUGCUGUUUCUCCUCUGGGCAGUCCAAUGUCUCCCCACUCCUUGUCCUCGGACCCCUCAUCUUCGAGAGAUUCCUCGCCCAGCCGAGAUUCUUCAGCAGCUUCUGCAAGUCCCCAUCAGCCCAUUGUGAUCCACAGUUCAGGGAAGAACUACGGGUUCGCCAUCAGAGCCAUCCGGGUGUACGUGGGAGACAGCGACAUCUACACAGUACACCACAUCGUUUGGAAUGUAGAAGAAGGAAGUCCAGCAUGCCAGGCAGGACUGAAGGCUGGGGAUCUGAUCACGCACAUCAACGGAGAGCCCGUGCAUGGACUUGUCCACACGGAAGUUAUAGAGCUCCUAUUAAAGAGCGGAAAUAAGGUGUCAAUCACCACGACCCCAUUUGAAAACACAUCAAUCAAAACAGGACCAGCCAGAAGAAACAGCUAUAAGAGCCGGAUGGUGAGGCGGAGCAAGAAGUCUAAGAAGAAGGAAAGUCUAGAGAGGAGGAGAUCUCUUUUCAAAAAGCUAGCCAAGCAGCCCUCGCCUUUGCUCCACACCAGCCGCAGUUUCUCCUGCUUGAACCGGUCUCUGUCAUCAGGAGAGAGUCUCCCCGGCUCCCCGACACACAGCCUGUCCCCUCGCUCCCCUACCCCUAGCUACCGCUCCACCCCUGACUUCCCAUCCGGUACGAAUUCCUCCCAGAGCAGCUCCCCCAGUUCUAGCGCUCCCAACUCCCCAGCAGGGUCUGGGCACAUCCGCCCAAGCACUCUCCAUGGCCUGGCCCCCAAACUCAGUGGGCAGCGGUACCGCUCUGGAAGACGGAAGUCGGCUGGCAGCAUCCCGUUGUCCCCACUGGCCAGGACACCCUCUCCCACCCCCCAGCCCACCUCCCCUCAGCGCUCACCAUCCCCUCUGCUGGGACACUCACUGGGCAAUGCCAAGAUGGCACAAGCCUUUCCUGGCAAGAUGCACUCUCCUCCCACCAUCGUGAGGCACAUCGUGAGGCCCAAGAGUGCCGAGCCCCCCCGCUCCCCGCUGCUCAAGCGGGUGCAGUCCGAGGAGAAACUCUCCCCUUCCUACAGCAGUGACAAGAAGCACCUGUGCUCCCGCAAGCACAGCCUGGAGGUGACCCAGGAGGAAGUGCAGCGGGAGCAGUCCCAGCGAGAGAUGACCCUGCAGAGCCUGGAGGAAAACGUGUGUGAUGCCCCGUCGCUCAGCCGUGCCCGGCCUGUGGAACAAGGCUGCCUGAAACGCCCCGUGUCCCGGAAGUUGGGCCGGCAGGAAUCUGUGGAUGACCUAGACAGGGACAGACUGAAGGCCAAAGUGGUCGUGAAGAAACCAGAUGGCCUCCCAGAGAAACAAGACCCCCAUCAGAAAGCCCCCAGCCUCAACACUGAUUCAGAAAGUCAUGCUCUCUUCAGGCUAGAGGAGAGAGAGAAGAAAAGCUACCCCAAACCAUUAGAAAGGGCAGGUCAUUUUGAUAACAAAGCAGUGGAGGCCCCUUCUCUGGGCAGCCUGUUAAAAGAUGCUCUUCACAAGCAGGCCAGCGUGCGGGCCAGCGAGGGGGUGACUCUAGAUGGGACAGUGCCUGGCCACAGCCUGGCCCCUGGGGAGCAUGGUCACGGUACAGGUGACUUUAAACGGGCCUGCACCCCUACCACGCUCCAGGACGGGCUUUGUCACUCCCCUGAGAGGCCCGCCCCUGGGAAAGGGGAGAGCACAGAGAAGACCUCCCAGGCCAAGGAAUUCAUUCGAAAUGACAAGUUAGACGGCAAGCUGGCUAAUAUUGAUUACCUCCGAAAGAAAAUGUCCCUCGACGACAAAGACGAUAACCACUGCUCCAUGCUCAAGCCAAAGAUGACAUCCAAUACCCAUGAAUGCCCGGCGGGAAAUCCAGUCCGGCCUGCAAAUGGGCAUCAGGAGCCCGAGAACCGGGCAUAUGUCAGCAGUGCCCAUGUGGCUUCGAUGAGUGGUGUGCCCUUUGUUCCCCUCAAAGCCUUAGCUGGCCGGGGGGAUGGCGGAGCAGAGAAGCCAGGCUUGGCUACCCCCGAGUCGCCGGUCAGGAAGAGCCCCUCUGAGUAUAAGUUGGAAGGAAGGUCAGUUUCGUGCCUGAAGCCCAUCGAGGGCACACUGGACAUUGCUCUCCUAUCUGGACCUCAUGCUUCUAAGACACAGCUGCCUUCCCCAGAGCCUGCGCAGAGCCCCAGCCCAGGUGACGACAUGAAGCCCUCUGUGCCACUGGCCCUCGCUGGCAGCAGUGGCAAAAAGGGUGACCCUGCCAGCUUAAAGAUGAACAAGUCCUACCUGCUAGAGCCUCGGUUCCUCCCCCCUGCCCGGGGUCUCCAGAACUCACCAGCAGCUCCCUUGCCAGACUCAGACUUAAAACAAACCAGGAAAGUUGCCCAGGCUGCUGCCAGAAGCUCGGUGACAGUUGUGGAGAGUCAGCCCCAGCCGCGGGAGGGGAGUCCCAAACACCAGGACCGGUCCACAGACAUCAAGGUCAUGGCUAGCCCAGGGCAGACCCUGCAGAGCACUGACCCGGCCAGGCCAGGCGUCCCCCUCCCACCCAGAGAGGUCCUCCCAAGAGAGAAGCCAAGCCCGAAAGAGCGGUCUGAAAGGGGGCCGUCCACAGCCCGGAGUGAGCGUGCUAUCAUGAGGGCAGAGGUGCACCGAGAACCCUCAGUGGAGUUGUAUCCUCCAGAGACAGCUAAAGCCAGUGACAGUUCCAAAAAUCUGCCUUCGGGGGGAAGGACCCGCCCAGAUGUCUACAUGCAGACUCAGGCCAUGGAGAAAGCAUGGGGGCCUUGUGCAAAAACAAACCUGAAAGAUGAGGGGAGGGCCCUGGCCAAGGAGGACGCCUCCCCCUCAGCUGGGAGCCACUGUGAUAAAGAGGCGAGCAAGGGGAGACACAGCCUGAACCCCAAACCUGAAGUCCCUCCUGCCCGCUGUGCUCCAGAGCCUCCAGGAACUGAAAAGCUCCCUGCGUUCAUUCCUUUGCAGAAACAGAGUCCCAAGGAGCUAGAGAGGAAGGAACAGCCUCUUCAAAGGGUGAUCAGCAGUGGCCCUCAACUUGUCCUGACCACCAAAGAGCUGCCCAGCCCGGCCGCGUGGCAGCACUGCAAUAGUCCAAUCCCUGCUUCCGCCAGGGAACCUGGGACCAAGCCCGCUCCUGUAGAACCCGGUCCCUGCCUCCAGGACUCCUCCAGGCCUGCUGCUGUGCACACUGACAGCAGCAGCCACAAGCCCAGGCCCGGCCUUGACCCCAGCGCCCCCAAGCCCAAGCACCCAGACAGGCCCCUUUCAUCCCAGAAGCCAAGCGUUGGAGCUACAAAGGGCAAAGAGCCUGCCACGCAACCCCUGGCUGGCUCCAGCAGAGAGGGGAAAAGCACUAGCAAGUGUGUGGAUGUGUUUCUUGUUGUCCCAGCCACCCAGAGCAAAGCCAGUGAUGCGGUGGGCCAUGGAGAAGGGGGUCCUUCCAGUCCACUGCACGCUGAAGAGGGUCCUCCUGAGGCCAGGCUGAAAGCCACCAUUGGUGGACGGCCACUGGAUACACAAGAGAAGCCAGUGCAUUUGCCAAGGCAAGGCCACCUAGAGCUCGGCGAGGCCGUAGACCAGAAACUUCCCGCUGCCAGUGAAAAGCAAAGCUUGUCUCCAAAGCACCCCAAACCAUCCACUGUGAAAGACUGCCCCCCUCUGUGCAGACAAACAGAAAGAAGCCCCAAUCAGCAGGUCACCCCCACAGAUAGGAAGCCAGAAGGCAAGAAAUGCACAGAAGCACUUUAUGUUCCAGCAGCUGACAACAAGCUGGAAGCCAGCCUUUCCCACGGGCACGGGGACACACGGGCUAAAGGCUCAGAGAGGCCAGUCAUGGGCGUGGGGAAGGGCUUCCCAGAGGCCAAGGGGAAAACGCCUGCUUCUCAGAAGCCACCGGCUGAGGCUAGUAAGUCUAGUAGCAUGAAACGCUCAACUUCGGUCACUGGGCAAAGUAGCCUCCGCCCCGCCACCCUCCCAGAGAAGACUCUGAGCUUCUCCUCCAGUUUCCCUGAGAACCGGCCAGGCACGUCAGAAUCCACCACAGUCAGCACUGACCCCUCUCCCGCCAAGACCAAAGGGGUCACUCCUGAGACCGUAGGCCCCAGCCACAGAGACCACCGGAAGUCUCAGUCUGAGGAGGAUGGAAAAACCCAGAUGACCAAGAGUGACUCUUUGCCAACCUUCCGCCUCUCUGGCACUGCCCAAGAGUCUCACCACACUGACCCACACGUGCCAGGUGGACCUGGCCAUCGGCACAGGGCACUGUCAGUAACUGCCACCAUGGGAGAAGCCAAAGGGAGAGAGCCUGCCUCUGCCCAGCCUCCCCUGGCCAGGAAACAGAACACAGGCAGGGAGGUGACCAAGGCGCCCCCAGCCCCCAGCUCCGACCGCCCUCUCACCCUUUCCUCUGAGAAGGACUUUGUAGUACGGCAGAGGCGAGGCAAAGAGAGUUUGCGUAGCAGCCCUCACAAAAAAGCCUCCUAACAGGACAGGGCUCUGGGGACCCAGCCCGAACCUGGAAUUGAGUCUUGACCACCAAUGAAAACCAGCACUGUGUGGGGAUGUCCGCCAGGCAGAGCUUAGAGCCUCACGAAGCGGGAAGUGGAGGAUAGAGACAGAAAGAGGAAACCUCCUUCCAGAUGCCUUCCCAGGAGUAACCGGCGAAGCUUACCGGCUAGUGUUUGUAAGAAACGAGAUAGUAUACAGCACAGGUUGGUGAGGAGAGAGAUUGUCUCUGUAAAUACCUAGCAAUGUGUUUGGUUUGGGAUGUAGAGUCUAUACCUUGCUGCUGCAAUCGCAUCAUCGCCUACAACUUUUCUGAAUUAAGAUCUUUACCGCUAUCAUGUCGUAGUAAUGAAGUAUAAUGGUCAAAACUGGGUGUGUGUAAAACUAGAGAGACAUCCAUAUUCAUACAUGUACACAUUCACCUACAUGUUUUGGUCUGUGGUUUAAGACUAUUUCAAGGAUGUUUUUAUAAGUAGAGUUCAAGAUGAAAGAAAACCCUAAACACAGUAGAUUGUGAGUUUUUCAUGUGUAUUUUAAAGCAGAGUUUCUGAUAGUACUGUAUCUGGCUACCUAUUUCCAGAUCUAAAGCAAGAACUGCUCUGACUGCUGCAUUUGCAUUCCUCCAUUAAGAAUGGCCAGGGCAAAUGGAGCUAGCCAUUUACUUCACAGUCACCAUAGUGGGUAUUCUGGUCUUUGGGGCCAACUGUCCAAAGGGUCAGUUGUCUUUGUCUCUGAAUUCCAUGUUUGGUCUUCACAUGAGGACGAGCAGGGACUAAACACACAUCAGCUUUAUUUCUGUUCUUUCUUUCUCUUCUUUUCAAGCUCUUACACUCAGGCCUCUCUGCUGUGAGUGGCAAGUCCAACCACAUUUUGUGGUUCUGCACUAGCCUUGUUCUGGAGUAAAAAUUGCUGGCUGCACACAACUCUGCUAGUACUUAGGUCAAGUGAUAUAAGCAUCAGGCAUUGGAAGAGGUUUUAAAUUUGCUUUUUUUUUUUUGAGGAAAAGAAAUGGGGGGAGGUGGAUUUGGGCAUCAUAGCAUAUAUACUAAAGAAUAAUCAGGACAUCAGAUACAUUUUAAACAUAGCUGGGGCCUUAUGUUGUAGGUGAAACCUGCUGUUUUGAGCAAGUUUCCUGGGUUUCACAUUCGUUUCUGAUGCAUCGAGUAGCUCCAUACAGUUCAUAACACGAUCUCUUUAUUUGUAUGCAAAGAAAAAAAUUCUGUACUAAUAAAGAGCAGCAUUUUUGUAACAAAGACUUAAUGGAGCUAUUUGGUGCUUGAAUGUGACCAUCCUUUUUUACUUUUUGCUAAGCCUUAUUUAAAUUUUGUAUACCAUGAAAUGUGUAGAAUUUGUCAAACCAUUUUUAGUGCUGAGGGGUUUUUGAUUUUUUUGUUGUUGUUGUCGUUGCAGUUUGGGGGGUGGCUUGUUUUGAAUUGUAAGAUGGCACUUGCUGACAUAAGUACUAAGGCACUAAGAGACAAUGCAGAUAAGUAUUUAUUAGAUGUUUGGGAUCCUGGACAGGACUUUGGUUUUAUAAGAGGAAAAAAAUGACCAAUAAAUAACCAAUCUAGCACCAACUCCCCUCUCCCCUGGUGAUGUCUCAGUAUCUUUGUGCUAUAAAGUUGUUUAUGUAAGCACAGCAUCAUCGUACAGCCCUGUGGAUUAUAAAUCGUUUGGCAAGGCUGUAAACACUCCAAAAACAAAGACAUUACUGACUUUGCAGUUGUCCUUCCUUGUAAAGUAAGUUGGCAAUGGCAAAAAAAUAAUAAUAAUAAAGAAAAA